CCAACAUUCAAGUUAUCAAUGAAAGAGUUUUUACUCGUGUUCCUUUGUGAACGUUUGUGCAAGACUUCUGUCGAGGAUUCCAGGAGAUUGUACGUGUCUCUUGUCAACUAGAUAACACGUGUAGUUGUGGCGAGCAUCUACCCUAUAUCAAUUUCCCCUUUCCACGAGUUGAUUAUGUCCGAUUGGUUUAAUAUACCAAUUGCCCUUUGUCACGAGUUGGGAUUGUCCGAUUGAUUCCACAUCUAUCUUUUAUAUCAAGUUGGAGAAAAGCUUCGAAAAUCCUUAAAAAGAAGGAAGGCUACGUACUUUGGUCAUAUCAUCCGAGUUCGAGGGUUCUCUUCGGAUUUGGAUCAUAUCACUAAUAAAAUUAAAAUUAAACUAAAAUAUGUUUAGUCCACCCACCCUCGUCUCCUUCACACUCCCGCUGGAUCUCGAUUCUUCUUCUCCCCUGCCGGCUUCCCUGUAAAAUCAAAACCCUCACUGCGUUUCAACUCCGUCGUCCCUCCGUCAUAGCCCGGAUUGCGACCUCCGAGGCCGGAGAUGAAGAAACCCCAUCCAAUGCUGGAGACACGCUCCUCUUAACGAGGAUCUAUGUGGAGACCGAACGGCCUCCAGUUGCCGGUUCUCCCUCUAGACAAGGACGGGGAUGAUAUUCCUUGUGCUUCAGUCGUGGCUUUCGCAUCGUCACUCGGCGAGCUCGGUGCUAUUUUCCUCUCCACCGCCGACCCUUUCGCCCAGUCCAAGCUUUCUCACCGUGCUUUCUCCCGGUGGGCCGAUGAAGGCCUGCCGAUUGGGUGUCGCACCCCACCGGACCGCCCUGCCCGCCCACCCCAAACCUUUUCUACUUAAUAUGUGUCCCUGCCGAUGCUUAGUCUCUCGGUGCUAUUGUACUCCUUCUCGGCAGCCUUUUGCUUCUUGAGUUCCUUCUCCUUAGCCUAAUAACAGUACAAGACGAUA
Messenger RNA from Linum trigynum, 957 nucleotides. The record is from the annotation of a GenBank genome assembly. Lineage: Eukaryota; Viridiplantae; Streptophyta; Magnoliopsida; Malpighiales; Linaceae.